UAAAAGCGUGUUUCAGUCUGCUCAUGUUUUAGAUUGUCGAUGCUCGUGUGAAGAAUCAAGAUGAAGAUCGAAGAAGUAAAAAGUACAGCAAAGGCUCAGCGUAUUGCUUCUCACAGUCACAUCAAAGGCCUAGGAUUAGAUGGCAAUGGUUAUGCCAUUCAAACUGCAGCAGGGCUCGUCGGCCAAGAACUUGCACGUGAAGCUGCAGGGGUUGUCGUGGAACUCAUCAAAUCCAAAAAGAUGGCAGGAAGGGCAAUGCUACUUGCAGGACCACCAGGAACAGGAAAGACUGCCAUUGCACUAGCUAUUGCACAAGAGCUAGGAACCAAAGUCCCUUUUUGUCCAAUGGUUGGAAGUGAAGUGUACUCAUCUGAAAUCAAGAAAACAGAAGUGUUGAUGGAGAACUUCAGAAGAGCCAUAGGUUUGCGAAUCAAGGAGACAAAGGAGGUGUAUGAAGGAGAGGUGACAGAACUGUCACCGGUUGAGACAGAGAACCCUAUGGGAGGUUAUGGCAAGACUGUAAGCCAUGUGGUGAUUGGCUUGAAGACAGCUAAGGGCACCAAGCAGUUAAAGCUUGACCCGUCUAUCUACGAGAGUCUGCAGAAAGAGAAGGUGGAGGUUGGGGACGUCAUCUACAUCGAGGCAAACAGUGGUGCCGUCAAGAGACAAGGUAGAUCUGACAGCUAUGCAACUGAGUACGACCUAGAGGCAGAGGAGUAUGUGCCACUUCCUAAAGGUGAUGUGCACAAGAAGAAAGAGGUCAUUCAAGAUGUCACACUGCAUGACCUUGAUGUCGCUAAUGCAAGGCCACAGGGAGGCCAAGAUAUAAUGUCUAUGAUGGGGCAGUUGAUGAAACCAAAGAAGACAGAAAUCACAGACAAACUUCGGAAGGAGAUCAACAAGGUGGUGAACAAGUACAUAGACCAGGGUAUAGCAGAGCUGGUGCCGGGUGUGUUGUUCAUAGACGAGGUUCACAUGUUGGAUAUUGAGUGUUUCACAUACCUGCAUCGAGCCCUGGAGUCCACAAUCGCACCUAUCGUCAUCUUUGCCACAAACAGAGGGAAAUGCACAAUAAAGGGGACCGAGGACAUUGUUGCCCCCCACGGCAUGCCCCUGGAUCUGUUGGAUCGAGUUAUGAUCAUCCGGACCUUACCAUACUCACUGGAGGAAAUGGUCGCUAUUCUGAAGAUCCGGUCACAAACCGAAAGCAUACAGAUUGAUGAUGAAUCCUUGCAGGAGCUUGGCACCAUUGGAACAAGUUCAACACUUAGGUACGCUAUUCAGCUGCUAACACCCAGCAACAUCUUAGCCAGGAUAAACGGCAAGGAAUCAAUAAGCAAGGAAGACAUAGAUGAGAUUCACAAACUGUUCUAUGAUGCCAAGUCAUCAGCGAAGAUCCUUGCAGCCCAUGAAGACAAAUACAUGAAAUAACUACAUCCUACCAUUCAGUCAACAUGUACAUAGACCUUCAACCUUCGCAGUGUUCAUGCUUACCUUGACCUUCAUCAACAAUCUCAUUGCAUCAUCAGUACUUGUGAAUCAGCUGAACAUUGAGUGAAAUAUGAACUUCAGAACGUUUGAAAUGUACACAACUUGUGUGUAUUUGUAUAUUGGCUAUGAAAUUAGCUGGUCAACAUAAUGUUCAAAAUUCUUUUCAAGGUUAUCACAUUAAUUCAUUACAGUGAAUUGUUACGUUUCGUCACUCCUGUCUUCAUGGUGUAGUAUGACUAGUCACCAAUUCAAGUUCAAAGAAAAACCAGCAUUUGUAUUGAUCUGUUUCUCAUUAAUAUUAAAAUAUGUAUGUCUUGUA
Messenger RNA from Haliotis rubra (blacklip abalone), 1810 nucleotides. RefSeq names its product ruvB-like 1. The record is from RefSeq and is a predicted model, not a curated record. The transcript has 10 exons. Gene Ontology annotation, molecular function: DNA helicase activity; ATP binding; ATP hydrolysis activity. Gene Ontology annotation, biological process: chromatin remodeling; box C/D snoRNP assembly; regulation of transcription by RNA polymerase II. Gene Ontology annotation, cellular component: R2TP complex; NuA4 histone acetyltransferase complex; Swr1 complex. Lineage: Eukaryota; Metazoa; Mollusca; Gastropoda; Lepetellida; Haliotidae. The coding region runs from base 61 to 1431 and encodes 456 amino acids.